UCCAGCUGACAGCUUCCAGGGAUGGCUUCAGCAUCAAUCUUCCCCAACAUCUGGCACAUACAGAGGAGCAAGAUAUUAGGGACCAUGUAAAACGAGUCUGUUCCUCUCCACAGACAAGCAAUGAUGUGGAGACAAAGCCUUUAGCCACAAAUGAUCUGGAAUGUUGCUUCAGCUGAAGGCCCCCAGUCGGAUUUCAACAAUCUGCAGGAGAUGACAGAACUUUGCAUGUUCCUUUACUGAAUGGUUUCUGAAGAAAAGCCGAUGAAAAGGAAGAGACAAUGUCCCUGACUAUUUGACCAGACUGCAAGCCCAUCCUGAAGAUGUGUUCUACAAACCCGGGCAGCUGGGUCACCUUCGAUGAUGACUCUACUUUUAGGACUUCUCAGAAUAGAAAGGACUUUUCUCUGGAGACUCAAGGUGUUUGCAGACCAAAUGGACUGAAGCUAAACCUUCCGGGUCUCAGGGACCUUCCCAGUGCUCCCUCCUCCACCAGAAGCACCCCCCUGUCCUCUCCCAUGGUGGACUUUUACUUCAGUCCAGGACCCCCAAGCAACUCCCCUCUUUCUACACCUACCAAAGACUUCCCAGGGUUUCCUGGCAUCUCUAAAGCAGGGACACAUGUGCUUUAUCCUAUUCCAGAGUGUUCUUCAGGCAGUCCCCCCACAACAGCAGGAGGAGUAGGUCCCCCAUUAUCACUUACUAAGCCAACCUGCUCACCCCAUGCAUUGUUACCCAGUGACCCCUCGCACACUCAGCUGCCUCCCACACAUGGGCUUAUAGAAGACGCCAGCCCUCAGUGGGUCCAGAGUGAGGCUGGGCAGUUUGAGUAUUUUCAGGACGAUUGUGCUUUUUCUAACCCAUUUUGGAAAGAUGAAGGUAGCACUUCUCAGUUUCCCUUUGACUCCCUGGCAAGCAGAAAACCGUUCUCCCCAAGGGACAAGGAGGUACCUAUUGAUCAAAAAAGCCUGAACCAGUGUUCACUUAACUAUAUCUGUGAGAAGCUCGAGCACCUACAGUCAACUGAGAUCCAAGACCCUCUUGGAAAUUUGUCUAGGCAGAGUCCAUAUGCUGAGGACACAGGCUCUUUUGUCCCACACACCCUCUUCCGGAGUCAGCCCAAAGCUGGAUGGUCCUUCAUGUUGAGGAUUCCCGAGAAGAAGAAUGUGAUGUCUUCCCGGCAGUGGGGACCCAUUUUCCUAAAGGUUCUUCCAGGAGGGAUCCUGCAGAUGUAUUAUGAGAAAGGGCUAGAAAAACCAUUCAAAGAAUUCCAACUCAAUCAGUAUUGUAGACUUUCUGAGCCCAAACUUGAGAACUUCAGCAUGGCAGGAAAAAUCCACACUGUGAAGGUGGAACAUGUGUCUUACUUAGAGAAAAGGAAAUACCAUUCCAAGGCAGAGGUGGUUCACGAGCCUGAAGUAGAGCAGAUGCUGAAGUUGGGGUCCACGGAACACCGUGACUUCCUUGAAUUUUUGACUACUGUAGAAGAGGAGCUAAUAAAGCUGCCGGCUACUGCAAAACUGAAGAACAAAAACUAUGAGGAACAAGAAAUUUACCUGGACAUCCUGGACAGCUUCUGGGGUAAAGUAACCAAAGAGGAGGGGAAGCUGGUAGAAAGCUCUGUGAUAACUCAGAUCUGCUGCCUCUGCUUUCUAAACGGGACACCGGAAUGUUUCUUAGCCUUAAAUGAUCUUGAGCUCCAGAAACGAGAUGAACGAUAUUUUGAGAAAGAACCGGAAAAAAAGGGGAUUGAUAUUCUUAACUACCAUUUUCAUACGUGUGUAAAAGCUGAAGAAUUUGAACAGUCCAGAAUCAUUAAGUUCAUACCUCUGGAUGCUUGCCGGUUUGAGCUGAUGCGUUUCAAAACUUCGUAUGAAGGGGAUGAGCUUCCCUUUGCAGUGACGUCCAUCGUGACUGUCCAGGGGGCCUAUGUGGAGCUGCGGGCCUUUGUCAACAUGACCCCAGCAGCUCAGAGGUCUUCCCUGAAGAGCUGUAACAAUAUCAUGAUUCAUUUUCCUGUCCCAGACCAGUGGAUCAAGGCCCUCUGGACCAGGAACCUUCAGAGACAGAAGUCCCUGAAAGCCAAAAUGAACCGUCGGGUGUGUCUGGGGAGUUUGCAAGAGCCUGAAUCUGAACCUGUUAUUCAGGUCACGGUGGGGUCAGCAAAAUAUGAGAGCGCCUACCGGGCUGUGGUGUGGAAGAUAGAUCGACUUCCGGACAAAAACUCAAGUCCUGAUCAGCCCCAUUGUCUGUCAUACAAACUAGAGCUUGGAUCAGACCAGGAGGUUCCUUCAGAUUGGUAUCCAUUUGCUAUUGUCCAGUUUUCCAUGUCUGAAGCCUGUGCCUCAAGGACAGAGGUGAGGUCUCUGGGAGUGGAGAGUGAUGCCCAGCCUCAGAAGCAUGUGUGUCAGCGAGCUUGCUACAACAUCCAGGUUGAAAUAGAAAAGAAGUGGAUUCAAGUAGAUGGAGAAGACCCAGAUAAAGCGGGUGGCUGUGUGACUCAGUAAAUGAUGACACCGUGGGUCAAACACAGAGCCUACAUACAGAGCAGGACAUCUGCUGCUGUGUGGUGGGACUGAGUAGCAGCCUUAGGCUAGAGAUCCAGUGGUGAGUCCCGAAGCUGACCAUCUGCCUGUUACUCUUCAGAUACUCUGGGAUGUGUCUAUGACUUGUACCAGUUACAUCUUGUUGAAACUUGGAGACACUGCUAUCUGACAUGAAACCUGCUGGCCAGUUUGGCUGAAGGGUAUUUGGAUUGGAUUACUCAGUGACUUUGUUUUGUAAUCUGAGUUAUGUGAUUCCCCAUCUCUUCUUGUUUUCUGUGUGGAACAAUUUGAAAGGAUGGGAAGAGUUAGGAGAUGUGGUUUGUUGGAGGAAGUGUGUCACUGGGGGUGGGCUUUGAGGUUGUAAAAGUCCAAGUCCAAGUCAAGCCCAGUCCCCCCCCCCCUCCUUCUCUCUCUGCCUUCAAAUCAAGAUGUAGCAUUCAGCUACUGCUCCAGCAUCAUGAGUGCUAUGAGGAUCUCCCCAUCCCAUGAUGAUAAUGUACUAACCCUCUGAAAAUGUAAGCAAGCCAGGAAGCAGCAUCCACCAUGGCCUCUGCAUCAGCUCCUGCCUCCAGGCUCCUGCCCUGUUUGAGUUCCUGUGAUGACUUCCUUUGAUGAUGUACUGUGAUAGAGAAGUGUAAGCCUUUCCUCCUCAGCUUGUUUUUUGUCAUGGUAUUUUAUCACAGCAAUAGUAUCCCUUACUAGGACUAUUAGCUGAGAGUAUUUUCAUUAGAACAUGUGCAAAGUGAAAGAAAAUGUAUAAUUCUAGUUCAACUGUAGAGUCAGAGAAAUGGCUUGCCACUCCAGUCUCUAGUGAGGUGCUAGCGGCCUGAGCAGCUGUAACUCUGCCUGCAUUGCUUUUACUACUUACCAGGGUAAGUCAGUAUCCUAAACCUUAUGAAAUUUAUGUUUUGAGGAUUUUUUUUGUUUUUGUUUUUUUUGUUUUAAAGAGUCCUUCAUGUUGUGUUAAUGUGCAUUCGGUUCCUGCUGAGCCUUGUCUGUGACAUGAGGCUUUCUUCCCCACACAGGAGGUUUGUUCUCAGUUAAAAAGUUAUAAGCAGCUGUUCCAAACCACAUUUGCUUGUUGUCCUACAGAAUUUAUUUCAUGCAUUUAUAUUUUGUUACAUUCAUUUUUAUCUAUUCAAAUAGAUUAAAACAAACAUUCAUGAUGGUUUGUACCAAUCGGACUUUAUUGCUCUCAUUAUCUUACUGUAAAGGCACAGAAAACAAAAGUCAAUGAUAAGAAUGGAUUAUAUUGCUCUAUUUUAACUAUGUGAUAUGUCACUCAUAAUGUUUGCUUGAAGCUCAUUGUUGAUGUAUAUGUACGUUAGUAUGAAUUUGAUUAAAAAAUCACCAUCAUUCCUUAUGUUCUGGAGCAGGCACACUUCACUUUAGUCUGCUUGGAACAAACACGGAAACUGUUGAGGAGCUACGCUGGGAAAUCCCAGGGAAGUUAGCUAGGUUAAUCACACUUUCUCUGAGGUGUUUUAUGGCCUCCUGACUAUAAAGUACUCACUGUGGAUGUAGAUGAACUUAAUGUGUAUUCAUAUUGCAAGAGAAAUAAAACAGAGGGUCCUGUCCAAGGCAUUAUUCUUCCUGACCUAAAGGUUGGCUAAUAUGUGUGGGUGACACUGCCAGGGUCUUUAAUAAGUCACAAUCAACCAGACUUUGGGACCCUCUCAAGCUUAGGUAUUAAGGCUGGAGAAACAGCAGACUGACACAAGCCCAAAUUGAGUUUCUGGAUAUCAUUAACAGCAGGAUACAACUGCAUACUUGUUAAUUUGCACAUCUAUUAGGACCACAAAUAUCCAUUACUUAGUGUUAAGCCAACGUCAAGGACGAGUGGCUUUUAAAUAAAAUCCUUGUGACCUUAGAAACAGCAGGAAGUCAAAUGUGACUUCCAAGCCCUUCGUGAAAAUUUACUGGGACAGUGUAAGAAGUAAAAUCUCUCCCAGGGAAGCCAGCAGUGAUCUUCAAAAUCCCUACUUUUAAAUGAGCCCAGGAGGGAAUUCAAGAAGAAACACUCCUUUUAAACAUUUUAAUUUGGGUAAUCUUUUGUGACCACUUUGGAGUCUGCAGACAACUAAGGACACCACCAGUUUAUAACCUGUCUUUCUGCCUUCACUGCCCUGGUCUGGUCAUCUGGGCAGCUCCGGACUACAUUAACUGCUAAUGAGAGCAUGGGUUGAUAGUUACAUGAUCAGUUAUGUAGGACUGAGCAUCAGAACACUUUCCAUGUCUGUGGGAAUGGCUGUUUAUCAAUUACAAAAGAUACGGAAAGGCUCAUUUAAAAGCUCUCCAGCUCACUGUUGGGUCUGGUCUGUAUAUCAGAGAACUGCAGUUGCCUUUCAUUCAGGAGCUAUGUUUACGAUCAAGCCCAGUUCCUACUAAGUUAGACUGUUUUUCUUAACAAUGACUGUUACAGUGUUUCCUUAACAAUGACUAUUACAAUGUUUCCUUAACAAUGACUAUUACAAUGUUUCCUUAACAAUGACUGUUAGUGUUUCCUUAACAAUGACUAUUACAAUGUUUCCUUAACAAUGACUGUUAGUGUUUCCUUAACAAUGACUAUUACAAUGUUUCCUUAACAAUGACAGUUAGUGUUUCCUUAACAAUGACUAUUACAAUGUUUCCUUAACAAUGGCUGUUACAAUGUUUUACUCAGCUUUUGACUUCCUGACCUAUUGUUACAAACAGAGAACAGGCUGAACCUGAUAAUCAUGUAACAAAGUAUUUUGUAGAUUACAUAUUGAUUUUUACAAAAUUAAAGAUAUAUUUCAAAUGGUU
Messenger RNA from Grammomys surdaster, 5327 nucleotides. It is a transcript of the gene Ston1, whose product is annotated as stonin 1. NCBI's taxonomy places the organism in Eukaryota, Metazoa, Chordata, Mammalia, Rodentia, Muridae. The transcript is spliced from 4 exons. Bases 321 to 2504 code for a protein of 727 amino acids. The record is from RefSeq and is a predicted model, not a curated record. Gene Ontology annotation, molecular function: clathrin-cargo adaptor activity. Gene Ontology annotation, cellular component: AP-2 adaptor complex; synaptic vesicle. Gene Ontology annotation, biological process: synaptic vesicle endocytosis; regulation of endocytosis; clathrin-dependent endocytosis.